Molecule: messenger RNA, 1752 nt
Organism: Salvia hispanica
Lineage: Eukaryota; Viridiplantae; Streptophyta; Magnoliopsida; Lamiales; Lamiaceae
Product: gamma aminobutyrate transaminase 3, chloroplastic-like
Biological process (GO): biotin biosynthetic process
Molecular function (GO): pyridoxal phosphate binding; S-adenosyl-L-methionine:8-amino-7-oxononanoate transaminase activity
Source: RefSeq, a predicted model, not a curated record
AGCUUUCCCAUUUUAAAACACCACCUCUCCCUCUCUCUCACACACACUCUUCCUAGUGCUCUUUUUUGUCUGCAUGCUUUGCCCCACUUCAAAGUAUUGAUUUAUCCUAAGAAAUGUAUCGCCUACUUCAAACAACUCUCAGAAACGCCACCCAGGCUGGCUGCAACGUAAAAGAUGUUUCAGCACGUAAAAUCUUGCAGAAUGAUCUGGUUCGGGCUUUCACAGCUGCGAUAUCGUAUGGUUCAGAAGCAUCUGCACGGGAGGAUGUUCCAUCACCUAUCGAGAAAGACUUUAAGGGGCAUGAUAUGCUAGCUCCCUUUACGGCUGGAUGGCAGUCUGCAGACGUGAGCCCUCUAGUAAUCGCAAAGUCAGAGGGGUCCUAUGUGUACGAUGUUAACGGAAAAAAGUAUCUCGAUGCUCUUGCUGGUCUAUGGUCCACUUGUCUUGGUGGAAACGAGCCUCGUCUUGUUGAAGCUGCGGUGAAACAACUAAACACCUUGCCGUUUUAUCACUCCUUUUGGAACCGUACCACAAAACCAACUUUGGAUCUCGCGAGUGAGCUAUUGGAGAUAUUCACGGCUAGAAAAAUGGCUAAGGCCUUCUUCACAAACAGUGGAUCGGAAGCCAACGAUACACAGGUGAAGUUGGUUUGGUAUUACAAUAAUGCCCUCAGGAGACCGAACAAGAAGAAGUUCAUCGCUCGAUCAAAAUCAUACCAUGGUUCGACGCUUAUAGCAGCCAGUCUCUCCGGCUUGCCUGCUCUGCACCAGAAAUUCGAUCUGCCAGCUCCGUUUAUCUUACAUACCGACUGCCCUCAUUAUUGGCGCUUCCACCAACAAGGUGAAUCCGAGGAGGAAUUCUCGACCAGGAUGGCCAAGAAUUUGGAAAACCUUAUCCUCAAAGAAGGUCCCGACACGAUUGCUGCUUUCAUAGCAGAACCGGUUCUGGGCGCUGGUGGUGUUAUACUUCCUCCUGCAACGUACUUCGAAAAGGUUCAAGCAGUAUUAAAGAAGUACGAUAUUCUGUUGAUUGCUGAUGAGGUAAUAUGUGCAUUUGGGAGGCUCGGGACGAUGUUUGGCUGUGAUAAGUACGGAAUCAAGCCUGAUCUGGUCUCCAUAGCAAAGGCGCUCUCUUCUGCAUACCUACCUAUUGGAGCUGUUCUUGUCAGCCCCGAGAUCUCCGAUGUCAUACAUUCUCAGAGCAGUAAACUUGGCUCCUUCUCCCAUGGAUUUACUUACUCGGGACAUCCCGUAGCAUGUGCUGUUGCAUUGAAAACACUCAAGAUCUAUAAGGAGAGAAAUAUAGUUGAGCAAGUAAACAAAAUAGCCCCUAAAUUUCAAGAAGGUGUGAAAGCGUUUUCGGAUAGUCCUAUUGUUGGUGAGAUACGUGGGACGGGACUGAUUCUUGGGGUGGAAUUCACGGAUAACAAAUCACCCAACGAUCCUUUUCCUGCCGAGUGGGGCGUCGCGGCUUAUUUUACAGCACAGUGUGAGAAACGGGGAAUGUUAAUACGCGUUGCUGGAGACAAUAUCAUGAUGUCUCCUCCAUAUAUCAUCACUCCUCAAGAAGUAGAUGAGCUGGUAGAGAAAUUUGGGGAAGCUCUCAAAGCGACAGAAGAAAGGGUGGUAGAGCUGAAAUCUCAGAGGAAAUAAUAAAAUGUUGAUAAUGGUGAAAACUUUGAAAAUUGAAUAUGGUGUUUGGAAAUAAUAAGCAGAUUUAUGUGAUGCUAUGGAAUUUCAUUUAGUCCUUGAA